CAUUCAGCUUCACGCCUUCAAAACGGCAGCUAAAAUGAAAGAUGUAUAUUUAUUUCCGCUAUGUCUGCUGUGCUCAGUGAUGAGUGUAAUGGCUUUUAUGAAAUCUGGGACUUCGCCCUCCUCACCAAAUGCUGCCCUCAGAAACUGCAUGAGGAAUGUUGGUUAUUACAAUGGAACCCCAAAACGCUACCGCAACAAAUUCUCCAACUCCGUGUGGAAAUGGUGCUCAGUUCAUAGCAGAGUGUUGCCAUGCGUAGAGCAGUCUAUGGAAAAUAACAGUCUGCGAAGUCCCUCGGAUUGGUUCUUUUCUAUGACGUUCGAUUCAACAAUGGCGAGAAGAACAUCAGUUGCCAUGUGCCAAAAAUUAAAAAAAUUUGGGAGGAAGUUAAAAUGCAUCAAGUCAUCUAGCUUAAAGCGCGCCAAAAGAUGUGUUAAAUCCUUGACCAUGCCACUUAGACAAACACUGACUGAAAUGUACUUACAGAACACAACAAACGGCCAUGAUGCUCGAAGGUUGGCUUGCAUAAUAUCAGCUGCAACAGCAACAUGUUAUAAGGAAAAGAUACGUUCAUGCAGGAGUUACCUCAGGGAUUACAUUGGUGCCUAUCACGUAAUUCUGGGUGGGAAAUGUUUAUCUGUUCUUAAGACAUCAGAUGAAUUUGUAGAUGAUUCAAUCAUUAUGCCAAGACAAGCAGACCGAAAUUGGGUGUCUAUUGUCCAAUCUAUUCUUAAAGACGUGGGAAUUGAUCAUUUUCCAAAAAGUCUGUUAUCAGAAAUCCAAACAACGAGGUCAGUGUCAUCACAAAAUAUCCAAUCAAUAACAUCAUCAUCACAAGAGAUCCAGUCGACAAUGACGUCAUCACAAGAGAUCAAAUCAACAACGGUAUCACAUGAGAUCCAAUCAAUGACAAGCGCGUCAUCACAAGACAUCCAAUCAAAAUUCCCCACGUCAUCCGAAGAGAUUCAAUCAAAUGCAAACUCUACCUCUGCACCAUUUACAAACUCCUUUGAAGAUGACGAUGGAGACUUAAGAACUGAUUCAAGCACAGAUGCACAGACAACAAUAAAUUUUGAAGAAAGCACACAAAAUUCUACUACGGAGCUCGAAUCUUUUAUUGCAAACGGAAACAAUUCUGUAGAUUCAGAGCAGAAAAUUAAUGCCAAGGAAACUACUACAUCUAGUGAUGAAAGUAAUGCAAACAAAAGUAAGGAAAAAAUUAUACUCAAUGAAUCUCAAAAUUACACAUUAUCUACAGAUACCAGUGUAACUAAAGUGAAAAAGUCAGUGACUCCAGCAUCUUCAUCGCUGAGAUCAUCGUCAUCGACAUUAUUUCUCUCCAGUUUGUCAUUGGGAUCAUUAUUUUUGUCUGUGUUGUUCAUGUUGAUUCACUGAACUUGUACUAGUAUUUGUGUCUACAUAGAUCUCAUUGUAUCAAACGACAUCUAUAUGUACUAUGUAAAUAAUGUACAUACAUCUGCUAGUUUAAGAUUGGCAAUAAUAGUUGUGUAGUAAUGAUUUUAGAUAUUUUGUACAUAUUAUAGUAUUUUCACUUUUGCUUUUAAGUCAUUGAACUUUGCUACACAUGUAUUAUAUAGUAGCAAAUGUACCUUGAUCCGCUAAGGGAAUAAAGCCUGUUAAAUUUGAUUCUCUUUAUAACAAAUAAAAUACUUAUCAAAAAAUACUGAAGAUUGCAUGAGACAAUUUGAUACAGCUGUGGCCUACAUAACCCAUCAGUAAACACAGAGUUCUAAAUAAAACUUCUUCUUUAUCCAUUGGUAAUGUAGUAGGGCGACAUGUAUAGCAUGAGCAGUAAUUACUAGGAUAAGCAAAAUUGGCAAAUACAUUUUUUAACUAAUUUGUAAGCAACAACUUGAAUAAGCAGCUUUGAGAUUUUUUUUGAAAAAAAAUACCUGUUCCAUGUCUGACAUCUGUCUCAAUUAAUGUCUCUUUUUUGGUUAAAAAAAAGAAUCUGGGUUUUGUUUGGCCUUGCAUAAAUGUUGACCUGCCGAAAUGCUUUCUUGCUACAGACUUCAUUAACGAGAUGGUUAGAGAUGACAAUGCUAAUGAAAUAACCGCAGAACUUGUGUUACAAAUUUUCUGACACUCUACAAAUUACUCGCUGAAAGAUAAUUGUACUUUUAAAUUCAUCGCGAGUAAAGUAUGCCAGGUUUAAGAUUUUUUUCUCAGCUGAAAUUAAAUUUUCGUCGUGUGUGUGUUUGUUUGCGUGUCGGUUAUG
This is a messenger RNA of Saccostrea echinata, 2237 nucleotides long. RefSeq lists its product as uncharacterized. The transcript is spliced from 5 exons. The record is from RefSeq and is a predicted model, not a curated record. NCBI's taxonomy places the organism in Eukaryota, Metazoa, Mollusca, Bivalvia, Ostreida, Ostreidae. Bases 35 to 1393 code for a protein of 452 amino acids.